Molecule: messenger RNA, 2388 nt
Organism: Helobdella robusta
Lineage: Eukaryota; Metazoa; Annelida; Clitellata; Rhynchobdellida; Glossiphoniidae
Exons: 4
Coding region: 1-2388 (795 amino acids)
Source: RefSeq, a predicted model, not a curated record
AUGGAUGAAGUUGAGCAAAUGAGAUUAGAGCUAUGUCAGUACUUCUGUGAUGAUGAACAGUCGUUCAAAUUAGACGAAUGUAUCACGGUUGUUGAUUCAUUCUGCAAGCGUUUCAUCACGGCCCAUAAUGAAAACAAAGAAAGAGAUCUUCAGAUGGAGAGAGCGGCACAGAGAAAGCAAGAAAGAGAGAAAAUACGGAUUCAAGGCUCUACUGCACCUUCAAGUAACUCUGACAAUGAUGGUCAUGAAUUCAGCGUCCUAGGACAGGUCCAACAAACACAACCGACGCAUAGAGUAAGAUCGGCUUCUAUAACAAGAAGAUUUGACUUAGGAAUUAACGAGAAAGGAGACGAGACAAGAGACCUCAUGAACAUCCUCCUACAGCCAUCUACUAAUCUCGAUACUUUGGAAUCGAUAAGAUUCAACAGCCUCCGAAUCAACAGGAGAAAGAGUAAGAACUACAUCGAGAAUGUAGACAGGGAGAGAUCUCCAUUGAACUGCAACAACUCACAACCAACCUGUCUCGACAGCUUGCUGCUUAGCAACAAUUCUUGCGAUAAGCCCACCGAAGAAACGACCGACAGAAACGAAUAUUCCUUCGUUAGAAGGAGCCGGACUAGAAGCUCCUGUCCAUCUAGAGUACAAAAAGUUGACUCUCUAUCUCCAGUUGAUAUAGAAGAAAACAACAAAGCCGUAAUGAGGAAUAAAGAUUCUGGCGAUACGGCAAAGCAUGAUCAACUCGAUAAACGUUUGAGCCGAGAAAUCGCGAUGAAAGCAGCAUCAUACGAACAACAGAUUAGAGAAUUGGAGUCAUCUUUGGAAAUGUUCAACAGUGAUCUGAAUCUCAACGAAAGUCUCACUAGUCCUAAAAUUCAACUUAGUGCUCCUGAAAAAUUAGAAGACUUCAAAGUUGACAACGCUCUUCAUUUAUCUACACCGCCACCACCACCAGCGGCAUCACUGAACGUGAAAGAACGCAUGAAGAGAUUAACGCAAUUAUAUUCUGGGUUGGAACCUCAGGAAGUUGAAAUGAAGCGCACGCACAAUUACGGACGAGAGGUGAAUGCAACGGCCAACAGCAUCAACAGCAACGUCAGCAACAUCAAAAACCUCCACAACAGAGAUUCUACCAGCAGUUCUGUCACUAGCGAGAAACAUUACUCUGACAAAUUAUCUGACAACAACUUCAAAGACGAAGGGUUCGACUCCGAAGAGUUCUCUAAUACAUCAACAUCUCAGAAGAGUUCUCGAAAUAGUUCUCGAGAAAGAGACUCGGGUUCCGUGAACAUCAACGUCACGAAUGAUCUUCCAAUCGACUUUCAAAAAAUUACAACUACUCCUUCGUUAAAUAACAAUUUUAAAACUAGUAAACAGGAAAAGGUUUUAAGCUUGAGCUCCACCAACGUUAAACCAAAACAAAUUAUUGACAGAUCUAACGAGAUGCAUCCUACAACAGCACGAAGCAACGUGCAUUCAAAAAUCUCAUCGAUGCGACCAACAACAUCAGGACUAUCAACUGAAUCUCAAAAAACAAGACCUUAUCAAUUUAGGACAAAUUUCGGCUCCACAAUCGCAAACUUCAACCACAAACCGCCCAACGCAUUCAACAGAACAGCUUCAAAACCAGCAAGUCGAGUGACACCACUGGCAGCAGAAAAAAGCAAACAAGAAAAAGAGAAGCGAGUCAAAAGCGAAACGAUUUACAAGACAUCUAACCCGCCGGCGACAUCUACAGAUAAAAAACGAACUUCUCUCAGAGAUUCUUCAGCGUCCUCGCAAAAUAACUUCAAAUCUACCUCAACAGUUUCGGCGUCUGGGAAGAAACAGCGAUCCUCUUCGGCUACAGGCGUGCGACGGAGGGAUUUGCAGUCCUACACUAACGCCGUCGAAGCAAAACUCCGCCAUACACGUCUCGACCCGAUCACCAACCUGACUGCUUCCUUCCUACUAGAUUCUACUAAAAAGCAACCACAUCUUUCCAGGGACGAUCGCCCAAAAAAUUCCAAACCAUCUCCGCCGGCUUACGCUCUCAACGGCAACAAAUCAUCAUUGAUGAAGUUGUCAACGUUGUCGCUGAAUGGCAAUCCCUCUGAUGCACCACGCAAACGAAACGGAUCAUCCUCUUCAAACAGAUCAAAUCUCAGUAACACAACCGCCACCAACACAACCACGCAAAAAAGUUCAGACAGCUCGUUCGUCAGAGGUUCAACUGCACGCUCAACCAUGCCUACACCCGCCUCAGUAGAAAGAAACAAAUGCAAAUUGACGAUUACAUUGAAAACUAAUAAACCAAAAACACUAUUAGACCGGCCCUCGAAAGACGUUGCCCAAACCACAACUCUGAAAAUGACCAGACCAAUCAAACCAACGAUGUUGAGAAAACAUUGA